Neltuma alba is the source of this 1935-nucleotide messenger RNA. RefSeq names its product BSD domain-containing protein 1. Gene Ontology annotation, cellular component: cytoplasm. The coding region runs from base 305 to 1705 and encodes 466 amino acids. The record is from RefSeq and is a predicted model, not a curated record. Lineage: Eukaryota; Viridiplantae; Streptophyta; Magnoliopsida; Fabales; Fabaceae. The transcript has a single exon.
AACGUAUUAUUAUAAAACAGGACACCUUGUUUAGAACUUUAGAUUCAUGAAUCUCUAACACAAAUUGCUGUGUGUAUAUUGAAAAUGAUUGAUUGUUGUUGACGAGAAAAUUUGGCCCCAAAAAAAAAAAAGUAUUGAUGGGAAAAAGAUAAAACAGAAAGAGAAAAACUUGCGUCAAAUUUAACUGAAUUAAUCACCGACGAAGCGCAUAAACUGAUAAGUCCGCCUCUUCAAUGGAGUAACGCAUCAUAUCAUAAAUCAUAAGCAAACGCCAUCGGCUGCGCAACCUCGCCUCUCAUACUCAAUGGAUUUCUUCAAGGCCGUGUUCUCCGACGAUCCGCCGCCGCCACCCCCGGUUUCUCAUGGAUCCAGAGAACAUGACCCUGAUGAACCCGAUCCGAGUCCCGCUCCGGUUCAGAGUUCCGACCCUAACAACGCCUGGAACUUUGGAGGUCUCUUUCAGACCCUUGCUUCCAAAUCCGAGUCAGUUAUCGGCACCUACCGCCGCGAUCUUGAGGAAUUCAGUUCUGGAUUGAGGAAAGAGACGGCGAUUAUUCGAGAAGCUGCUUCACGCGCCGUCAAGGAUCUCCCUGCUUCGCUUGAUGUUGGCGCGUCGGUUGCUCAGGAGUCGCUUGAGUCGGUGGGCCAAGCCAUAGACGAUAUCGGCAGCUCGGUAUGGAAAUCGACGACCAAGAUUAUCUCUCGGGGUAGGGAUUCUCUUUUAGCCGAUGAUUCUGAUUUCGUUCCUUCUGAUUACAACGAUAAUGGUAGGAACGUUUUUGGUAAGCAGCGAUUGAGUACUAGCAGUAAUCAGAGUUCAGAUGUCAAGCCGUACAGCAGGUUCGAUGCGCUCGUGCGUGCUCUUCAGAAUGAUGUUAACACAUAUGUGGAGGAACCCGAAGAUGUGGAAAAUUACAAUGAGUGGAAAGCAGGGUUUGAGUUGGAUAAGAAGGGGCAGGAGAUUCAGGACUUGUUUGCGGAGAAUGGGGUGAUUGAGGAGAUAUAUGGCGAGGUUGUCCCCAUUAGGAUCGACCAUGAAAGCUUCUGGAGCAGGUAUUUCUAUAGGAUGCAUAAACUGAAGCAGGCGGAGGAUGCCAGAGCUAAGCUUGUUAAGCGUGCGAUCUCUGGGGAUGAAGAGGAGGAUCUGAGUUGGGAUUUUGACGAUGAUGAUGAUGGGUAUGAAGCAAAAGGUGAUUCCAGUGCGGUGACGUUGGCAAAGGAGGAAGAUUCCACUGAAGUUGCUGGUGGUGGUGGUGCUUUUGAGAGUGUUGAGACUAAGAAGGUAGAUUCGGAGAUAGAAAAUGAUGCGAACGGUUUUGCGUCUGAAUCUGGAACUGAUGGCGGGUAUAAGUCGGAGGUUAAGGAUCCUGAACAUGUGGCAUCAAAUGCUCCUGGAAGUGCCAGUGGAAGUGGGGAUAAGUUAGAAGCUAAAUAUCAAGACCAAGCAGCAUCAGAAGUUAAAACAGAUAACAGUGAAUCUUGCAAAGAUAGUGAUAUUUCAGUUGUUUCAAGCCAGCCAUCGAUGCCUGAGGAAGAAGACCUCGGCUGGGAUGAGAUUGAAGAUAUGGGAAGCAAUGACGAGAACAAAGCAGAUGCAUUCGGAACCACUAGUAGAAUUGAUUUGCGAAAGAGGUUGAGUUCAGAUGAACAAGAGGAGGACCUUAGUUGGGAUAUUGAAGAUGAUGAUGAGGCUGUCAAAUCAUGACAAAAUUUUCUGUUCAGUAUUAUUAAUGCUUUAAUCCAAUGAUUGCGUUAUAUUGCAAACCCUUACCAAGGGCAUAAUUUUUUCCCCUGUAGCAUAACAUUGUAAACAAACUCUUUUUUUAUGCUUUACGCAAGUUUAGGUAAAUAUGUAUUGGAUUCUUAUGUUUUGAUGUAGAGAAGAUUGUUUUGCAUCAAAAGAAUGAAGCAAAAGAGUCAAGUGAAUCUACAAAA